AUGGGAAAGGACAUUCCUCAGAUUGUCUACGCUGAAAGGCCUCUCACGGACAACCACAGGUCACUGGCUUCCUACGGCCUGAAGGACGGAGAUGUUGUGAUCUUACGACAGAAGGAGAAUGCAGACCCUCGACCCGCAGCGCAGUUUCCAAACUUGCCCCGAAUAGACUUCCGUAGCAUAGCUGUGCCUGGCACGUCCAGCUCCCGGCAGCGGCAGCCACCAGGAGCCCAGCAGUCCCGUUCAUCACCCAGAGAUCUGGCCUCAUCUCCACAGGGCUUGGACAACCCGGCCCUGCUCCGAGACAUGUUGCUGGCCAACCCCCAUGAGCUGUCUUUGCUGAAGGAGCGCAACCCUCCCCUGGCCGACGCGCUGCUCAGCGGAGAUCUUGAGAAGUUUUCUAGGGUCCUGGUGGAGCAGCAGCAGGACCGAGCCCGGAGAGAGCAAGAAAGGAUCCGCCUCUUUUCUGCUGACCCCUUUGAUCUUGAAGCUCAGGCAAAAAUAGAAGAAGACAUAAGGCAGCAGAACAUUGAGGAGAACAUGACGAUUGCUAUGGAAGAGGCUCCGGAGAGUUUCGGCCAAGUCGUGAUGCUUUAUAUUAACUGCAAAGUGAAUGGACAUCCCGUGAAAGCCUUUGUUGACUCAGGUGCCCAGAUGACCAUUAUGAGCCAAGCUUGUGCAGAAAGGUGUAACAUAAUGAGGCUGGUGGACCGUCGGUGGGCAGGGAUCGCCAAAGGAGUGGGCACCCAGAAGAUUAUCGGAAGGGUGCAUCUAGCUCAGGUGCAGAUUGAAGGCGACUUCCUGGCCUGUUCCUUCUCUAUACUCGAGGAGCAGCCCAUGGACAUGCUCCUGGGACUGGACAUGCUGAAGCGGCACCAGUGUUCCAUUGACCUCAAGAAAAAUGUGCUUGUGAUCGGCACCACCGGCUCCCAGACCAGCUUCCUCCCGGAGGGAGAGCUCCCGGAGUGCGCCCGCCUGGCAUACGGGGCCGGGCGGGAGGAGGUGCGGCCGGAGGAGAUAGCAGACCGGGAAUUGGCAGAAGCCCUUCAAAAAUCCGUCCAGGAUGCAGAGAAAAGCAGUGAAGAAACUACCUCACUGGGAAUGUCAUCGUUACCAGCUUCAGAUGGAUGCAACCGUCCGGCCCGUCCUCCGGGACAGAGUCCUGAGAUCGGCAGUCCCGCGGGUCUUGCUCACUCUGUCUCUGCUUCAGUCUGCCCUAUGGAGCCCGGCGACCCUGAAGCCGUGAAGGCUUCCACUGCGUUCCGGACCACCUCCGAACGGAAAGAGCAUCUUCCUCUCCAGGAUCCCCCCAACUGCGCUUCUCCAGCAGCCAGCGCUCCUGCUGACCAUGGUCGCACUAUGCCUUCGCAGAACUCACCCCAGGAGGCCACUGUCACAGAUGAUCUGGAGACACCAGCUGCUGGGAGAAGCACCCAGGGCCUCGAUGCUCAUCUCCUCAGUAGACAGGAAGUGUCUGUCACCACGCCUGGGAUGCAGGAACCACAGACGUCUCUAAGGGAGAGGGGUUGGCAUCCAGAACAUCCGAAUCUGAGUCAGAGUGGCCUGCACGAGGAACCGGGGAAUGGGCAGCAGGAGGCUGUACAGCAGGAUGUGCCACGUGACCAAGAGCAUCCCCGUGACAGGGAGGGCCUUGAACUUCUCAGAGAAAGGCCACAGAAUCCACCAGAAAGUGCUGGUGUGGAGGCUGCGAUAAGAGGAGAUGGGGUGCAGCAGAAUGUGGGCCCUCCAGGUGCACAGAACAGUCCUCCCUCGGGGGGCUUUGCCUGCUCAAACUCAAACUCAGAAACACUGAUGGAGGUCGACAUGGCUGAGCAGCCCCUCCCUGCUGAGCCUGGUUUGGCAGGCAGGCAGCUUGCCAGCAUCCAGGACACGGGCACAUCUGACCUCCCCUUAGACAAUCCCCUGAUGGAAGUAGAAACAUCAAAAUGCAGCCCCACAUCUGAAAUUCUUAGUAGUUCGAUGUCCACUCAGAAUUUACAGCUCCGGGAAAGUAGUGUGGAAAUACCCGGAACAGAUAGAGAUCGUGGGGCUCGCUCCUCCUCUGUAGGUCUCUGUGGCAGGUGUCAGCCCUCCGUGGACUCAACGGAGGGGUCUCGCUCGUCGAUCACAGCAGCCCUGAAGGAACUUCAAGGCCUUUUGGUCACUAGUAGCAAACCAGCUUCAGAAAAUGCAUCUGAAGAAGCCCCCUGUCAGUCAGAAACAGAAACUGAGGGCCAGGCAGGCUUUGGGGUCCUUUCUGAGAGGUGGAUCCAGAGUGAGCAGCAUUCCCAAGUCUCCUUUCAACAGACCACAUCUGUGUCGGUGAAGACAGACAGACAAGCAGGUGCUUCAGCUGGCAUGGGCGCGGGAGGCAGAGAAAAUACCAACUUCAGGGGUCUAGCUGGCGGCCUGGUAACUGGUGGGGAAGGUGUCCCCAAGUCUAGGGAACCGGUAAAUGAGAGCAGUCCCACCAGUCUGGCCUCAGCUGAGACAUCCGGUCAGCUGCACUGCGCCAUAGGUGUGGACGUCUCACCCAAACACUCAGCCGGCGAGGGCGAUGCUCCCAGUCCGAACUCGGAGCAACCUAAGUCCUUGUUAUCAGGUUCCAUAUCAGUUCAAGAUCUGGGUCGAGCCGCACAGAACCCAGGGACAGAUGGGCCCGAUACUACAGGAAACAUCUGUCCUGAGGCCCCAGGGCCAGCUGUUGAAUUUGAGCCACGUACCAGCUGUCCGCCACCAAGUCCCUUGGUUCUUCCUCCGUCACUUUUCCCCACUGCAGAUGUCGACCGGCUUCUCCGCGCCGGCUUUACUUUGCAGGAAGCUCUAGGGGCUCUGCAGCAGGUUGGUGGGAAUGCAGACCUCGCCCUUCUUAUCCUGCUAGCAAAGAACAUUGUAGUUCCUACGUAACCGGAAAGGGGCUGGACCGCGCUCAUUCCCUUAAAGCGAAGCUCUAUACACACACUCACCACUCACACCACACAUACACGUACCCCACACACAUACACACACCAUUCACACACCACAUACA
Molecule: messenger RNA, 3025 nt
Organism: Miniopterus natalensis
Lineage: Eukaryota; Metazoa; Chordata; Mammalia; Chiroptera; Miniopteridae
Source: RefSeq, a predicted model, not a curated record